AAACAGGUAGAUAACCAUUAUUUAUCUUCUGUUAUCACUCGUGCCGACGGGUAGGGGAUAUCUUCGCACGUGUUAGGUUUAUGUCGAUAACCGCUACGUGCGAGAAUCAUGCUCUCGCCAUCUCAUUGUGGAGUCCUUUAAAGCCUAUCCAAGGUGUUCCAUACAUAUCCAUAUAUCUUUCAUUUUUUUCUUCUCUGUUUUUUUUUGGCACACAAGAAAAGAAAUGGCAUCUCAUGCCGUUUCUAGCGGACAAAAACCACACGUAGUUUGCGUACCUUUCCCAGCUCAAGGCCACAUCAAUCCGAUGCUGAAAGUGGCUAAACUCCUUUAUGCCAGAGGCUUUCAUGUUACCUUUGUCAACACUGUCUACAACCACAACCGUCUCAUCCGGUCACGUGGUCCCAACGCUCUUGAUGGGCUUCCUUCUUUCCAGUUCGAGUCCAUCCCUGACGGUCUACCGGAGCAACCUAUCAAGGACGUCAUGCAGCGCGUCCCUCCCCUUUGUGAGUCCACCAUGAAAAACUGUCUGGCUCCGUUUAAAGAGCUUCUCCGUCGUAUUAACAGCAAAGAUGAUAUUCCUCCCGUGAGCUGUAUUGUAUCGGACGGUGUGAUGAGCUUUACACUUGAUGCAGCCGAGGAGUUUGGAAUCCCGGAGGUUCUUUUCUGGACAACCAGUGCUUGUGGCUUCUUGGCUUAUCUACACUUCUAUCGCUUCAUCGAGAAGGGGUUAUCACCACUAAAAGGUACUAUAAUACAGUCUAUUUUAGCAGAUGAGAGUUACUUAGACACAAAAAUAGACUGGAUACCAUCGAUGAGAAACCUAAGACUCAAAGACAUACCAAGCUUCAUCCGUGCAACGAAUCCUGAAGACAUAAUGCUAAACUUUUUUGUCCAUGAGGCCGACCGAGCCAAACGCGCUUCCGCUAUCAUUCUCAACACAUUUGAUAGCCUUGAGCAUGACACCAUCCAAUCUAUUCAAUCUAUCAUACCUUUAGUAUACACUAUUGGACCGCUCCAUCUACAAGUGAAGCGGGAGAUCGACGAGAAAAGUGAAAUUGGACGGUUGGGAACGAAUCUGUGGAGAGAAGAGAUGGACUGUUUGAAUUGGCUCGAUACUAGGUCUCCAAGCAGCGUCGUUUAUGUUAAUUUCGGUAGCAUAACAGUGAUGAGCAAGAAACAUCUCAUGGAGUUUGCUUGGGGCUUGGCAGCAACAAAGAAAGAUUUUCUCUGGGUGAUCAGGCCGGAUUUAGUAGCCGGUGAUGUAGCUAUGGUUCCACCAGAGUUUCUUAUAGAGACGGCUGAUCGAAGGAUGCUAGUGAGUUGGUGUCCUCAAGAGAAAGUUCUUUCUCAUCCAGCAGUCGGAGGAUUCUUAACACAUAGUGGGUGGAACUCAACUAUGGAGAGCCUUUCUAGUGGAGUUCCAAUGGUGAGUUGGCCGUUCUUUGCAGAGCAGCAAACAAAUUGUAAAUAUUGUUGUGAUGAAUGGGAGGUGGGGAUGGAGAUCAGUGGAGAUGUGAGGAGAGAAGAGGUUGAGGAGUUGGUAAGAGAACUAAUGGAUGGAGAUAAAGGAAAGAAAAUGAGAGAGAAGGCGAAAGAGUGGCGGCGUUUGGCAGAGGAAGCGACGGACCAUAUGCGUGGUUCGUCAUUUGUAAAUCUUCAGAAAGUUGUUAACAAGGUUCUCUUAGGCAACAUAAGCCAAUAGAGACUAUUAAUACAAAUAAAUUUACGUAUAAUAAGGUUUUAUCUUACGAAAAAAAUGAUUACGUACGUGAUUUACAUAAUAAUGCACUAUUUGUUUGUUUUCUCUUUAUAGAAAAGUUUUAGGCUCUGCAUAGAGUGUUUCGUUUGUUUAUA
Capsella rubella is the source of this 1854-nucleotide messenger RNA. Its product is annotated as UDP-glycosyltransferase 85A5. The record is from RefSeq and is a predicted model, not a curated record. The coding region runs from base 224 to 1702 and encodes 492 amino acids. Gene Ontology annotation, molecular function: UDP-glycosyltransferase activity. NCBI's taxonomy places the organism in Eukaryota, Viridiplantae, Streptophyta, Magnoliopsida, Brassicales, Brassicaceae. The transcript is spliced from 2 exons.